Molecule: messenger RNA, 564 nt
Organism: Baudoinia panamericana UAMH 10762
Lineage: Eukaryota; Fungi; Ascomycota; Dothideomycetes; Mycosphaerellales; Teratosphaeriaceae
Exons: 1
Cellular component (GO): mitochondrion
Molecular function (GO): 3'-5'-RNA exonuclease activity; nucleic acid binding
Source: RefSeq, a predicted model, not a curated record
AUGCCAGAAACGCGCUCAAUGGAGCCCCUGGUCUGGAUCGAUUGUGAGAUGACAGGUCUUGCCGUGGAGCACGACACUAUCAUGUCUCUCGCUUGCUUUAUCACAGAUUCGCAAUUGAACAUGCUGGAUGAUACGGGCUACGAAGCGAUCAUCCACCACUCUCCGGCUCAGAUGGACGCCAUGGGUGACUGGUGCACAAAGCAUCACGGUGACAGCGGUUUGACCAGGGCUUGCUUGGAUUCCGAGGUCACCGCAGCGAAUGCUGCUAACCAGCUCUUGGCGUACGUAAAGAAGUACGUUCCGGAGCCGCGAAAAGCGCUCUUGGCCGGCAACAGCGUGCAUGCGGACAGAUCGUUUCUGGCGAAGGAACCAUGGGGCAAGGUGUUGAAGCAUCUGCAUCACCGGAUUUUGGAUGUUAGUACGAUUAAAGAGGGUGCGAGAAGGUGGGCAUCGCAGGACGUGCUGAAGGGAAGUCCGCAGAAGGCGGGUAAGCACGAGGCUAAGGCGGAUAUUCUGGAGAGUAUCGAGGAGGCGAGGUACUAUAAAAGGAUGUUCUUUGAGAAG